GACCAAAGCAAAGCAAGUAUUUCUGACUUUGUUCUGCUUUAAAUCAUCACUUCAUUUCUGAAUUCUGAGACUUGAGAGCACACAGACAGAGUUCGUCAUCCGAGUUUCUUGUAUUUCAGGUGAGAAGAGAGAAAAUGGCGUUUGUGACCACUGCGGAAGUUUGUGACGCGAAUCAAGAGCUGAUCCGGAGUGGGCAGCUCCGAGCUCUGCAACCCAUUUUCCAGAUUUACGGUCGUCGUCAAAUAUUCUCAGGUCCAGUAGUUACUGUCAAAGUAUUUGAAGACAAUGGCUUGAUCCGUCAGUUUCUCGAAGAGAAAGGCAAUGGAAGAGUUCUAGUGGUGGAUGGUGGAGGGAGUUUACGAUGUGCGAUACUUGGAGGAAACCCGGUAGUACAAGCGCAGAACAACGGAUGGGCGGGGAUCAUAGUGAACGGUUGCAUCAGAGACGUUGAUGAGAUCAAUGGUUGCGACAUUGGAGUCAGAGCUUUGGCUUCUCAUCCUUUAAAGGCUAGUAAGAAAGGACUUGGUGAACAAAGAGUCCCUUUGAACAUUGCUGGGACUCGGAUUUGCGAUGGCGAAUGGCUUUACGCUGACACUGAUGGAAUCCUUGUUUCUCAGAUCGAAUUAUCGGUUUAGAAAGAAAGAAAACAAAAUUGGUUUCUUGAUUUGUUGAAUCUUGAAGCUGUUGCUAUUGAGCUUUACGUUCCCUCUUCUUCUUUUGUGGCUUAAUGUAUAUCAAAGUAAAGUUUG
Messenger RNA from Eutrema salsugineum, 749 nucleotides. Its product is annotated as putative 4-hydroxy-4-methyl-2-oxoglutarate aldolase 2. The record is from RefSeq and is a predicted model, not a curated record. The transcript has 3 exons. Bases 135 to 635 code for a protein of 166 amino acids. Gene Ontology annotation, molecular function: ribonuclease inhibitor activity. Lineage: Eukaryota; Viridiplantae; Streptophyta; Magnoliopsida; Brassicales; Brassicaceae. Gene Ontology annotation, biological process: regulation of RNA metabolic process.